This is a messenger RNA of Eutrema salsugineum, 1972 nucleotides long. Its product is annotated as 4-substituted benzoates-glutamate ligase GH3.12. Lineage: Eukaryota; Viridiplantae; Streptophyta; Magnoliopsida; Brassicales; Brassicaceae. Gene Ontology annotation, molecular function: acid-amino acid ligase activity. Gene Ontology annotation, cellular component: cytoplasm. Bases 87 to 1814 code for a protein of 575 amino acids. The transcript has 4 exons. The record is from RefSeq and is a predicted model, not a curated record.
UCACUCAAGUUAUCAUAUCAAAUUAGAAGAGAAAGAAUCGAGUGCUCACUCAAGUUUUCAUAUCAAAAAUUAGAAGAGAACCAAAUAUGAAGCCAAUCUCCGAUAACAACGAAAGAUGGGAGGAGAAGUUGAAGGAUUUAACGAUCAACGUGAAGCAGAUACAAGACAAAUUGUUGGAGGAGAUACUCACACCUAACCUAAAAACAGAGUACCUCCAACGUUUUAACAUCGACAGGUUUGAUAAAGAGCUCUUCAAGAAGAACGUACCGGUGGUGACCUAUGAAGAUCUUAAGCCUUAUAUCGAUCGUGUCGUUAAUGGAGAGUCAUCAGAUGUCAUAUCUGCCCGCCCUAUUACCGGUUUCUUGCUAAGUUCGGGAACUUCGGGAGGAGCACAAAAGAUGAUGCCAUGGAACCACAAGUACUUGGACAAUUUAACAUUCGCAUACGAUCUUCGUAAGCACGUUGUAACCAAGCAUGUGAAAGGUUUGGAGGAAGGAAAAGGGAUGAUGUUUCUCUUCACUAAACAAGAAUCAAUUACUCCUUCUGGCUUGCCUGCUCGAGUCGCAACCAGCAGCUAUUUCAAGAGCGACUAUUUCAAGAACCGGCCAUCUAACUGGUAUUACUCGUACACGAGCCCUGAUGAAGUCAUCUUAUGUCCUAACAACACGCAGAGUCUAUACUGCCAUUUGCUCUGUGGCUUGGUCGAAAGAGACGAGGUUGUGAGAAUGGGUUCCAUCUUCGCUUCAGUCAUGGUCCGAGCAAUCAAGUUUCUUGAAACUUAUUGGGAAGAGUUGUGUUUAAACAUCCGAUCAGGCCAACUCAGCGAGUGGAUCACAGACCUCGGUUGUCGAAACUCGGUGUCUUUGGUCCUUAAAGAGCCACUUCCUGAGUUAGCAGACACAAUCGAAACGAUAUGCAAACAAAACUCUUGGAAAGGUAUAGUCACAAGAAUCUGGCCAAAGACUAAAUACAUUGAAACCGUUGUUACGGGUUCAAUGGGACAGUAUGUUCCCACGUUGAACUACUAUUGCAGCGACUUGCCUCUCGUUUCAACAACUUACGGUUCUUCGGAGACUACGUUCGGGAUCAAUCUUGAUCCUCUGUGCAAACCUGAAGAUGUUUCUUAUGCUUUCAUGCCCAACAUGUCUUACUUUGAGUUCAUACCAAUGGAUGGAGACAAGCGCGAUGUGGUCGACCUUAAAGAUGUGAAACUUGGAUGCACUUAUGAACCUGUGGUCACAAACUUCGCCGGAUUGUAUAGAAUGAGAGUGGGAGAUCUUCUAUUGGUGACUGGUUUCUACAACAACGCGCCUCAGUUUAAGUUUGUAAGAAGAGAGAACGUGGUCUUGAGCAUCGAUGCCGACAAAACCAACGAAGAAGACCUGUUCAAGGCCGUGAGUCAAGUGAAGCUAGUUCUUGAUGCAUCGGAACUCAUUCUUGUAGACUUCACAAGCUAUGCUGAUACCUCAACAUUUCCGGGUCAUUACGUUCUUUAUUUGGAAGUAAAGGCCAAAGAGGGAGAGAAUAAAAAGCAGAAGAAGUAUUUGGAGCUCAAUGAAGAGGCCUUCUCCAAAAGCUGUCUAGUGAUGGAGGAUUCUCUUGACAAUGUUUACAAGAGAUGUAGGUUCAAAGACGGAUCAAUUGGGCCUCUGGAGAUAAGAGUGGUGCGUCAAGGGACGUUUGACUCUCUCAUGGACUUUUUCAUCUCGCAAGGUGCUUCCAUCGGUCAAUACAAGACUCCAAGAUGCAUUAAAUCAGAAAAGGCCUUUGAGUUUAUGGAGGCAUGUGUGGUUGCCAAAUUCUUCAGUUCUUGAAAUUGUUCUUCCUUGGAUUUAGGUCCAAGUAACUUGGUGUGGAAUCGUUGAUCUGGAUUGUGCAAUUAAAUGUACAUGUGUCUAUGCUGUGUACUAAUUUUUCUGAAUGUGGAUUUCUAAUAUAUAUAUAUUGAGCAACAGAGCAAGACCUGAUUUCA